Drosophila obscura is the source of this 834-nucleotide messenger RNA. RefSeq names its product serine protease 1-like. Gene Ontology annotation, biological process: proteolysis. NCBI's taxonomy places the organism in Eukaryota, Metazoa, Arthropoda, Insecta, Diptera, Drosophilidae. The record is from RefSeq and is a predicted model, not a curated record. Bases 1 to 834 code for a protein of 277 amino acids. The transcript has a single exon. Gene Ontology annotation, molecular function: serine-type endopeptidase activity.
AUGGAAAAGACCGCCGUGCUGCUGCUCUUUGCCGUGAUGAAUCUCUGGUUCACUCCGGUGGCUGGUGAGGAGGAGUCAAAAAUGCUGAAGCCCGUGCCCAUACGAUUUAUACCGCUGCUCGAUAUUAAGGAGAAGGAGUUCGAGGCGGGCUUCGAGGUAAUCGACACCGAUUUGCCCUUCGUCGUGGCUUUGGACUUUAGGGGACGCAAGGGCAGUUGGUUCUGCGCGGGUGCCAUACUGGGCCAUUGCUGGAUCGUCACUGUGGCGUCUUGCACCAAGCACGCGGCCCAUGUGGCCAUCAGCUACGGCGCCUACCAGCGCGACAAGUCCCUCUUUACGCGGCACGUCACCGGCAAGGCCAUCCACAACAAUCCCAUGAACAAGGAGUUCAAGCACGACUUGUCCCUCAUCCGCACCAGCUAUGUGAAUUUCACGGACCGAGUGCGCGCCAUAUCACUGCCCUCCCAGAAGAUCCGGCUGCCCUACAUCGACGAGUGGACCUACUCGGCGGGCUGGGGCCGGCACCACGUCGCCCUGAUGAGCACCAACCAGCUGCGCCUCAUUCAGGUGGAGGCGAAGUCAAAUCACUAUUGCCGGAAGACUGGUUUCGGCCAGAUCAUAAUGGACUCGAUGAUGUGCACCAGCUUGGCUGAGGCGGACAACAGCUGUCUGCUGGACUCCGGCAGUCCGCUGGUGCUGCGCGACCUACAGGUGAUCGUUGGCGUGGCCUCCUUUGCCAGCCAGCUGGACUGCCGGCAAAAUCGGCUGCUGGUCUACACGCGACUCACAGAAUACAUCCCAUGGAUACGAUCCCUCAUUCGGGACGAUGUGUGA